GGGUCUAGUGUGCCACUCUUCAACAAUCCAGUCCACCGCACAGUCAAGAGGAUCCGAGACGGGGCUGCCAGGCCUGCUAGGAAACCUGGCCUCAAGACGUCUUACGACUGACUAUUUUAGCCCUGCCGCCCCCUCGGCCCCCUUCCUCGGACGCCUCGUCUGCUUUGUUCUCCUGUUUCUCAUAACCACAUACUUUAAGGUCCCUCCUUUCCCGAGAGCGGCCACGAUAUUACCCGAGACCAAUACAACACCCUCAGCCUUAUUCAUACUGCAUACCUCCUGGUCGCUCGUCCCGCCGUCGCGAACCCACGACAGGAACUCUCGAACCACAGACCAAAGUCAUCAUGGCGCCCCACGCAGACAAGGACGUCUCUGCCACCAAUGGCGCAACCAGCGGCGCAUCGGGCUACCAUGCGACCUCCACCAAGGCUGCCAUUGCUGCCGAGAACCAGUUCGCCGCGCACAACUACCACCCCCUGCCCGUCGUCUUUGCGAAGGCUCAGGGCGUCAACGUCUGGGAUCCCGAGGGCAAGCACUACCUCGACUUCCUGUCCGCCUACAGCGCCGUCAACCAGGGUCACUGCCACCCAGAGCUGAUCAAGGCCCUGACUGAGCAGGCCGGCCGCCUGACACUCAGCUCGCGCGCAUUCCACAACGACGUCUUCCCCGUCUGGGCCGAGAAGGUGCGCUCCGUCUUCGGCUAUGACAUGGUGCUGCCCAUGAACACCGGCGCCGAGGCUGUCGAGACCGCCAUCAAGAUUGCGAGGAAGUGGUCAUACAAGGUCAAGGGGGUCCCCGAGAACAAGGCCCUGGUGUUUUCUGCGACCGAGAACUUUCACGGAAGGACGAUGACGGCAAUCUCGCUGUCUGUUGACCCAGAGUCGCGCGACAACUACGGCCCAUUUGUGCCAAACAUCGGUGCUUUCUGCCCCACCACCGGCAACCCCAUCCGCUACAACAAUAUCGCCGACCUGGAGGCCGUUCUCGAGCGCCACGGAAAGGAGAGCGCGGCCUUCAUUGUCGAGCCCAUCCAGGGUGAGGCCGGCGUUGUUGUGCCGGACGACGACUACCUGAGCAAUGUCUCCGCUCUCUGCAAGAAGCACAACGUCCUCUUCAUCUGCGACGAGAUCCAGACCGGCAUUGGCCGCACCGGCAAGAUGCUCUGCCACCAGUGGGCCAACAUCAAGCCCGACCUGGUCACCCUCGGCAAGGCCAUCUCCGGCGGCAUGUAUCCCGUGUCCUGUGUCCUUGGAGACAAGGACGUCAUGCUCGUGGUCGAGCCCGGUACCCACGGCUCCACCUAUGGUGGAAACCCGCUGGGCUGCGCCGUCUCCGUGCGCGCCCUGGAGCUCAUCGAGGAGGAGGACAUGGUCGGGAAGGCCGAGAGGCUGGGCAACGUCUUCCGUGACGGCGUGGCCGCCUUCAAGUCGCCGCUCGUCGCCAAGGUCCGGGGCAAGGGUUUGCUCAAUGCCGUGGUUAUCGACGAGUCUGCCACCAACGGACGCACCGCCUGGGAUCUUUGCAUUCUCCUGAAAUCCAAGGGUGUUCUGGCCAAACCGACGCACGGUAACAUUAUCCGCUUCGCUCCCCCACUCGUAAUUAGCGAGGCGGAGCUGCGCAAGGCGCUUGACAUAAUUGGCGAGGCCCUGAACGAGCUCCCCAACGCACAGAAGGCCGAGCAUUAAGUGGAGACAAGCUUGGAAUCCGGGGGUGCGAUGGAGCCAUUGGUCUGUGUGUCUUCACACUAGACCCCUGGCUCAGUUGGCCGGACGGCAACAUCGUCAUCCAGCCAACACAACAGGACAUCAAUCCCUACGGGCACCGCUUACCGCCCCACUAGCUGAUGGGAAGGACUUGAAAAGAGGAGGAAACCAUUUGGGCGAAAAGAACGUCUUUCUCAGCGGUGGGGGUCGAGGAAGCGGUUAGGGUGUGUGCGUCAGCCACCUGCGGCUCUGCCUGGUGAGGGUUCCACCGGGAACUUCCCCGGGCAAGGCUCGACAGGCAGCAGGCGGGCCCCCUAGAGCUUUGAUGACGCGAGCCUAGAUCAGGCCCGUUGUUAUAGGCAACUGGAUUUGGGAGGCUGGUUCGUGGUAUUCCAGGACGGCUUGGAAACAGGCAAGAGCGUAUCAUGGGCCAGACCUCGUUCGGUUGUGGGUGAUUAGCAAAUAGACUUCUCAAGAAUUCUAGAUGAUAUCACCAAA
Molecule: messenger RNA, 2201 nt
Organism: Diaporthe batatas
Lineage: Eukaryota; Fungi; Ascomycota; Sordariomycetes; Diaporthales; Diaporthaceae
Product: ornithine-oxo-acid transaminase
Exons: 4
Coding region: 345-1685 (446 amino acids)
Cellular component (GO): cytoplasm
Molecular function (GO): identical protein binding; L-ornithine transaminase activity; pyridoxal phosphate binding
Source: RefSeq, a predicted model, not a curated record